AUGUCUCCACAACACCACUACACUCGGUGCCUGAACCUGUCUCCACAACACCACUACACUCGGUACCUGAACCUGUCUCUACAACACCACUACACUCUGUGCCUGAACCUGUCUCCACAAUACCACUACACUCGGUGCCUGAGCUUGUCUCCAUAACACCACUACACUCAGUGCCUGAGCCUGUCUCCAUAACACCAUUACACGCUGAAAGUGCUGAAAAUGAAGUGUGUAGACUGUGCAAUCUGCCUUUUAUCCACAAAGAGAGAAGCAUAUUGUCCUUCCUCCCCAGCGGCAGUGUGAGUUAUUGGGAGUGGAGACAACUGGGCUCACUCCCCAGCGGCAGUGUGAGUUAUUGGGAGUGAAGACAACCGGUCUCACUCCCCAGCGGCCGAGUGAGUUAUUGGGAGUGGAGACAAUUGGUCAGACUCCCCAAGUGUGGGAUCCAGGAAGAAGAGACGGCCGGUCUUACUUUCCAGCAGCAGAGUAUGUUCCAGGGAGAGAAGCUGUCCUUCCUCCCCAGCGGCAGUGCGAGUUAUUAGGAGUGGAGACAGUCAGUCUCACUCUCCAGCGGCCAAGUGAGUUAUUGGGAGAAGAGACAACUAGUCCCACUCCCUAGCAGCAGAUUGUGUUACAGGGAGAGGAGACAACCGGUCUCUCUCCCCAGCGGCAGUACAAGUUACUGGGAGUGGGAACAGCCUGUCCCACUCCCCAGCGGCAGAUGUGAUCCCCUAGAGAAAUGCGCCCUCCAUCCCCGGCGACAACUUGGUCCACACGGAGUGGAGUUCAGCAGUGUCGGAGUGGAGUUCCCAGCUGGAGAUCCCAGCUGGAUUUACAAAUGGUAGCUUGUGACAGGAUGCCCUCUGGACAACUGAGCCUUUUGGGAAAGGUCACCAGACUAACGCAGACCCAGAUCAAUUGGAGGUCUGGGGUCUGGUUAGCCUCCCCGAGAGGGGGAAGAUUUGUAACAAACGCUCCUUCCCACGUACAUUUUUCUGGAGGAGUGUAGAAGCUGAACUCCUGCCCACUGACUAUAGUCCAGGUCUGGGACACACUGCAUGGAUCUGAGCGCUAUUUGGAGAACUUGGGCGCUCAAAUCAGGGCUAUUUAAAAAACAAUGUUAUUUGUGGGGUUAUUUUAUGUUUUUAUUAUGUUUUGGGGUAUUUUUUUAUGAUUUAUAUUAUUGUGCUUGCCUCUCUGUUCCUGGGAGAUAAUUAGCUUACCGAUCUUUAACGCAAUUGUCUCCCACGCCUAGAGAUUCCUGGGAGGGGCUUGUGGUGAAGACAGUGGAGACCCCUUGCUGGGGUCUGUGUAUAAAAAGGCAUUAAACCAGUUGUACUCCCAGAACUAUGUGUUGUCUAGUUACUGGGAGGGGAAAGGACUAAUCACAGCUCGUGGGGGGUUCAGCGGAGAAAGUCCUUGUAAGGACUAGCGCUCCCAGGACUGUGUGUCGUCCAGUCCCUGGGAGUGAAUAGAGCUAGUCCCCUAUCCUGCUCCAGGACGUAGAGGCUACAGGAGGAUCCCAGUCAAGCCACAGCGACUGGGGUGGAAGUGCUGAGGUUUUCCCCUGUUCCAGCGGAGUUACCCAGCCGGGGUACAGGGAGCUCCGCUACAUACACCAAGCAAGACUCUAUAAUACGCCAAGCAAGACUUCAUUAUACGGCAAGCAAAACUCCAUUGUACACCAGUCAAGACUCCAUUAUACGCCAAGCAGGACUCUAUUGUACCCCAAGCAGGAUUCCAUUAUAUGCCACGCAAGACCCCAUUGUACGCCAAGCAAGACCCCAUUGUACGCCAAUCAAUACCCCUUUGUACGCCAAUCAAGACUCCAUUGUAUGCCAAGCAAGACUUAAAUAUACGCCAGGCAAUACUCCAUUAUACGCCAAGCUAUAUACAAAUCAAAAUUCCAUUAUACGCCAAGCAAGACUCCGUUGUACGCCAAGCAAGACUCCUUUGUAUGCCAAGCAAGACUUAAAUAUACGCCAGGCAAGACUCCAUUGUACGCCAAGCAAGACUCAAUUAUAUGCCAAGCAAUAUACUCCAACUAAGACUAUAUACAAAUUAGGACUCAAUUAUACAACUUUCCACACAUAGGAAGAGAGAGAAAGGAAGUGUGCCUGUAUAUUUAACUUCCGCACUGUAACCUCACUAAAUGUGUUGACUUAGUUUUGCUCGUUAACAUAUGAAAAGGUAAGUAGUCUGAAGCAAGAGGACACGUAUCCUUGUGCAUAACAUUUGUGUGACAAGAUGUCACCGCAAGCCGUGAGAACAUUAAUUGAGUAAUGAGGAUUUAUUUGUUAAUGUUGCUUGAAUACAACAUCAAGUUUUGGUUCUUUGUUAGAAAAAUUUUUUCAAGGCCUUUCAAUAGCUGAGCUUUCCACGUGUCCAACAGUUCCCUUAAAGUGUCAAUAACUCCUCUUUGGAACCACUGAAUUUCUGCUACUUAGCUUUUUUGUUUUUGCCUCUAGCCAACAAAGUGAUGGGAUUUUUCUCGGAAUUGGUCCAGCAUUGUAACAGAUUUAUGCCCAGAUAUAUGUAUAUAUUGUAUGUUUAUCCUGUAACUCUGCGUGUACAUGUUGGCACGCUAUAGUUAGUAAUAAGAAGGCAAGUUUCAGGAAGUUAUAAAACGAACAGGUAAACAAACUGGCCGGCGCUCGAACAGUUCUAGGUUUGUUAUUUUCCCUCGCAGACUGGAACUUCUACCUGAUAUAUCUCUCUUUGAGCAGUGAUCUUGACAGGACGAAUUGCAAAAUAACUGGCUUGUUCAGCCUUGUACCACAUGGUCAGUAUCAACAAGGGUCUUGAUUGAUUGCCCUUUCGGUGUGUGAUGUCUUCAAUAUGUGCUUCACAUUGAAAGCAGACCAGGUUAUUAAGACAUAUGCCCAGUAAUGUGAAGCAGACAUCAGUUUCCAUGUGUAAUGAUUUACUAAACCAACUGGAUAACACGUUUGUUGUGAGAUGAAAUACUAUUCAGUUUGGUCUGUUAAGAAUGUUUUUUAUUUCCAUUCCAGGUUAAACAUCUGGAAGAAAGCAGCAUGGUGAUCCAAGUAAGUGUGCUAUGCUGGUCAUGAUUGCAUUGUCAUCCACAAAGUAUCUGCUACUAACAUGUAGAACUGGAAACCGUGAUCCUGCUUCAUACAACAUGUAAGCAUGGUCAUGUUUGGAUUGCAUACCAGGUUUCUAUGUAACUAUUUAACUAUGAUUAGCUCUAUAUUCAAAAGAAUAGUCUGUGAUCUGUCCUACAAUCCCAUCCUAUAGCUGUAUAUUCCCAGAAUAAUCUGUGAUCUGUCCUACAAUCCCAUCCUAUAGCUGUAUAUUCCCAGAAUAGUCUGUGAUCUGUCCUACAAUUCCACCCUAUAGCUGUAUAUUCCCAGAAUAGUCUGUGAUCUGUCCUACAAUUCCACCCUAUAGCUGUAUAUUCCCAGAAUAGUCUGUGAUCUGACCUACAAUCCCAUCCUAUAGCUGUAUAUUCCCAGAAUAAUCUGUCCUACAAUCCCACCCUAUAGCUGUAUAUUCCCAGAAUAGUCUGUAAUUUGUCCUACAAUCCCAUCCUAUAGCUGUAUAUUCCCAAAAUUGUCUGUGAUCUGUCCUACAAUUCCAUCCUAUAGCUGUAUAUUCCCAGAAUAAUCUGUGAUCUGUCCUACAAUCCCAUCCUAUAGCUAUAUAUUCCCAGAAUAGUCUGUGAUCUGUCCUACAAUCCCAUCCUAUAGCUGUAUAUUCCCAGAAUACUCUGUGAUCUGUCCUACAAUCCCAUCCUAUAGCUGUAUAUUCCCAGAAUAAUCUGUAAUCUGUGCUACAAUCCCAUCCUAUAGCUGUAUAUUCCCAGAAUAAUCUGUAAUCUGUCCUACAAUCCCAUCCUAUAGCUGUAUAUUCCCAGAAUAGUCUGUGAUCUGUCCUACAAUCCCAUCCUAUAGCUGUAUAUUCCCAGAAUAGUCUGUAAUCUGUCCUACAAUCCCAUCCUAUGGCUGUAUAUUCCCAGAAUAGUCUGUGAUCUGUCCUACAAUCCCAUACUAUAGCUGUAUAUUCCCAGAAUAAUCUGUAAUCUGUCCUACAAUCCCAUCCUAUAGCUGUAUAUUCCGAGAAUAGUCUGUGAUCUGUCCUACAAUCCCAUCCUAUAGCUGUAUAUUCCCAGAAUAGUCUGUAAUCUGUCCUACAAUCCCAUCCUAUAGCUGUAUAUUCCCAGAAUAGUCUGUAAUCUGUCCUACAAUCCCAUCCUAUAGCUGUAUAUUCCCAGAAUAGUCUGUGAUCUGUCCUACAAUUCCACCCUAUAGCUGUAUAUUCCCAGAAUAGUCUGUGAUCUGACCUACAAUCCCAUCCUAUAGCUGUAUAUUCCCAGAAUACUCUGUGAUCUGUCCUACAAUCCCAUCCUAUAGCUGUAUAUUCCCAGAAUAAUCUGUAAUCUGUCCUACAAUUCCAUCCUAUAGCUGUAUAUUCCCAGAAUAGUCUGUAAUCUGUCCUACAAUCCCAUCCUAUAGCUGUAUAUUCCCAGAAUAGUCUGUAAUUUGUCCUACAAUCCCAUCCUAUAGCUGUAUAUUCCGAGAAUAGUCUGUGAUCUGUCCUACAAUCCCAUCCUAUAGCUGUAUAUUCCCAGAAUAGUCUCUGUCCUCUGUCCAUCCUGUGGCUGUAUGUUCAAGAUAAUUCAUGUCCUACAAUCCAUCACUAUGGCUGUAUGUUUAGAAUAGUCUGUAAUUUGUCCUGCAAUCCCAUCCUAUGGCUGUAUGUUCAGAAUGGUCUUGUGAGUCUGUAAUCUGUCCUACAAUCCCAUCCUAUAGCUGUAUAUUCCCAGAAUAGUCUGUGAUCUGUCCUACAAUCCCAUCCUAUAGCUGUAUAUUCCCAGAAUAGUCUGUGAUCUGUCCUACAAUCCCAUCCUAUAGCUGUAUAUUCCCAGAAUAGUCUGUAAUCUGUCCUACAAUCCCAUCCUAUAGCUGUAUAUUCCCAGAAUAGUCUGUAAUCUGUCCUACAAUCCCAUCCUAUAGCUGUAUAUUCCCAGAAUAGUCUGUAAUCUGUCCUACAAUCCCAUCCUAUAGCUGUAUAUUCCCAGAAUAGUCUGUGAUCUGUCCUACAAUUCCAUCCUAUAGCUGUAUAUUCCCAGAAUAAUCUGUAAUUUGUCCUACAAUCCCAUCCUAUAGCUGUAUAUUCCCAGAAUAGUCUGUGAUCUGUCCUACAAUUCCAUCCUAUAGCUGUAUAUUCCCAGAAUAGUCUGUGAUCUGUCCACCAAUUUUACACUAUUUCAUUCCAGUAUUCCCAUCAUAGUAAUUAGACCUCCAUUUGCACCCUUCAGCUGCUACAUUUUGUUGGAACUUUUGAUGUUUAGGGUAUGUGAUUGUAACAUAUUCCUUUCCUGCAGGCACACUUCUAA
Molecule: messenger RNA, 5356 nt
Organism: Pelobates cultripes (western spadefoot toad)
Lineage: Eukaryota; Metazoa; Chordata; Amphibia; Anura; Pelobatidae
Source: the annotation of a GenBank genome assembly